AUGUCGGAGGACAAGGGCAAGGGUAUCUCGCUGCGGCGGAAGAAAACGACACGACCGACCAUCUCCGCACCCCGACAGCUCAGCCAACCUCGAGACCAGAGCGCGGACAGCCGACAGCAGUCGUUAUGGGAGACGCAAACCAAUGCCUCCGAGGACUCGAAGCUCACCGUGCCGAACUCGACAUCAAGGGAACGGGGCAGGCUGAAUCGAGAGAAUACCAGCGACCUGGUCAAACGACGCUACAGCACGCGCUUCACCGGCGGACAGGCGCUGCAGUUUCAAGAUGGAGGAGCAGCUCCCCCCAUGCCGACUAUGCCGGCGCAGUAUGCCGCGUCAAGCAGAGAGGAAGGCAGGAGUCCCUCACGCGAUGGCCGAAGUCCUGAGCCAGGUGUUGGCAGGCUGAAGGUGGACACACGCGCUCUCAAGGACCCCAAUCUACAGGCGGAGAAGUAUGUCCAGAGCGUCCUUGCCGAUGCUACCGAGAGCGAUGUAUACGCCUACCAGAACGAUCUGCAGAACCUCAAGCAGCAUGCCAGUACCGAUCUACAGCAUAAUGUCUACCAGAACCGGACACAGUUCAUCAAGAUCUCGAAGGAGGCGGACAAGCUCAAGUCUGAGAUGCGGACGCUGCGGACACUGAUGGGCGAGCUGACGGGCGCACUUGGUCAGGCUACGAGUGCUGGUGGUGCUGAGCUUCAAAAUGGCAGUUCACUCAGUCUCGCUGAGAGGAAGCGCGCCAAUAGGAGCAGCGUUGCUAACCUCGAGGCAAUGUGGAGCACGCAUUUGCAGGUGCUCUGGAAAAGGGUGGAAGGCUCGCAGAAGUAUUUACCGGCGUUACCAGGCAGGCACAUCAUCGUGGAGAGCCAGCGGUGGGUGGAGCUGAAUGCAGCAACGUGGAAGCCGAGGAGACGGGUGGCGCUUGUGUUGCUCAAUGACCACCUUCUGAUUGCAAGCGAGAAGAAGCGCACGGAUCUUAUGAACGGCACACAGAGCGACAGUAAGAGCAAGCGACAGAGCAUGCAGCAGCCGCAAUCGCAGACCACACUGGUAGCUGAGAGAUGCUGGGCACUCCAGGAUGUAAGCCUCGCAGACAUCAGCUCGUCUGCCUCCGCUAUGCCCGCCGGCACAAAGGAGCACAAGAACAUGGCCAACGCGAUCAACAUCCGCGUUGGCAACGAAAGCUUCACCUACGCCACCUCCGACUCGGGAGAAAAAGCCGGCCUCCUUGUCGCCUUCCGAAAAGCACAAGAAGAUCUGCGGAAACAGAUCGCUGCCGAGCAUGGAGAGCGGGAACGCCAACUUGACGAUGUCGCCCUCCAUACUGGCCGCGAUGCGCGCUCGCUGAAGAAAGCUGCCGCCGAGGCCGCUGCAAACGACAUGCUAGGCGGCGGCCUUUCACGAAGCAACAGUGUCCUGGUCGAUGCCGAAGGUCGUCAGCAAAGCGUACGGCAUGUGGAAGGCCAGAUCGACACCCUUGACAUCGACAUCGCGCUCCAGCGCUUCGAAGACGCCGUAGCUCGCAUUGAGAAACUACGAAAACUUGCGCGCAGCAUCCGAUCAAACGUCACAGCAUCCGACAUCAUCCUCGCCAAAGUCAACACGCGCGCCUCUCGCCUCUCAGCCUCCAUAUCUCGCCAACUCGCUCUCACCUCCGCCGGCACGGAGAGGACGAAACAGAACGUCUCUUGGCUGCUGCGGCUAGGCUUCGAAGAACUCGCACGCUCCACCUAUCUCACCUCUCGAACCGAAACCCUCCGCGCUCGUACCCGACAGCUACCUUUCACCGGGCCCUUACCUCCCUACCUCCACGCGCUAGCGUACACGACCUUCACCCUCCUCCUCCACACCUUCCGCACCUCCGCCACCGCCUUCCCGCCAGCUAGCGGCUCCGCGGUAGUGAAGUGGGCGAAGGAGCAGGUGGACGAGUUCAACAUGAUGCUGGAGCGACAGCUGAGCAGUGUGGAGCAGGGGAGUGUGCUGUGGCAGGAGUGUAUUGAGGUGGUGAAGGGGCAGGCGGGAGUGUUGUCGGAGGUCGGGGUGGAUUUUAGGGGCGUGGUGGCGAGGAAUGUUGCGGGGGAUUUGGCGGUGAAGGAUGGGGCUAGUUGGGGGGAGUGA
This is a messenger RNA of Saxophila tyrrhenica, 2115 nucleotides long. RefSeq names its product exocyst complex component exo84 (gene EXO84). Gene Ontology annotation, biological process: exocytosis; Golgi to plasma membrane transport; intracellular protein localization. The transcript has a single exon. Gene Ontology annotation, cellular component: exocyst. The record is from RefSeq and is a predicted model, not a curated record. Bases 1 to 2115 code for a protein of 704 amino acids. Lineage: Eukaryota; Fungi; Ascomycota; Dothideomycetes; Mycosphaerellales; Extremaceae.